Closterium sp. NIES-65 is the source of this 633-nucleotide messenger RNA. The record is from the annotation of a GenBank genome assembly. Lineage: Eukaryota; Viridiplantae; Streptophyta; Zygnematophyceae; Desmidiales; Closteriaceae.
AUGGCGGCGGCAUCUGCGGCGGCAAAUGCGGCUCUGUCGACGCCCGUGUUCGUGUACGGCACGCUCAUGGCGGACGAGGUGCUCCGCGCGCUGCUCGACCGAGUUCCCGCCUCCGCGCCCGCGCGCCUGCCCAACUUCUCGCGGCACAGCAUCAAGGGGCGGCAAUACCCCGCAGUGGUUCCGAAAGCGCACGACUCCGUGAUGGGGAAGCUGCUCCUCAACCUCUCCCCGCCAGAAAUGAGCCUCUUUGACGCCUUUGAGGAUGUGGAGUAUGUGCGCUCCACCCAGUUAGUUACCCUACAAGGGGUAGUUACCCAGCCGAUUUCCCCACAAGGGUUAAUUACCCAGCCAGCUUCCGGGCAAGGGUUGACACGAGGGGAGGGAGACUCUCAGGCAGCGGAACAAAUUGAGCAGCUGCAAGCAGGGGAGGAGGCGAGCAAGGCGUUGGGGGGAGGAGGGGGGGGAGAGGGAGGAGAGGGAGAGAUGAAGGCGUUUGUGUAUGUGUGGGCGAAUAUAGAGGAUCCUGACCUCUAUGGGUCAUGGGAUUACGAGGUACGAGACUCUCUUCUUUUGCCUCCCCCCUUCCUCCCCUUCCCCAUUCUCCCCUGCCUGGCCGAAUGCAAAGGACGCUGA